This is a messenger RNA of Plodia interpunctella (Indianmeal moth), 4223 nucleotides long. RefSeq names its product inactive (gene iav). The record is from RefSeq and is a predicted model, not a curated record. Gene Ontology annotation, biological process: calcium ion import across plasma membrane. Gene Ontology annotation, molecular function: calcium channel activity; protein binding. Lineage: Eukaryota; Metazoa; Arthropoda; Insecta; Lepidoptera; Pyralidae. The coding region runs from base 196 to 3738 and encodes 1180 amino acids. Gene Ontology annotation, cellular component: plasma membrane. The transcript has 25 exons.
UUUUUUGUCGUUGAGUAACCAUGACGACGUAAUAUUGUUUAUCGUCGUUAUUACCAGGCAGCGUUCACAAAAACAUGGAUUUUUUCCUGUUUUCCUCCAGAAAAAUGAUUAGAGGGAAUAAAAAUGUUCGAUCUUACCACGGCACAUAACAUUUGAGUGAAUCUUCGAGUUUUUUAACAACGACAAUCUGCGAGGAUGGGCGGUGUAGUAGAUAAGAUCAAAGCGACAGGCGGGGUGAAGGCCGCAGGUUCGGUUCUCGACAGAGUCAUAUCCCAGCCGCACACGGAAGAACACACUGUCUUGUACAAACUGGCUGAUUAUAAAAAGGGAGGACUCCUCCUGGAGACGUAUGCUAAAGGUGGUAUGAUGGCAGCGGAGAAGUUGAUAAGAGAGGAGUUCGCAGCCUACAUGUACUCGGGGGGGAGGGGCAGGGUCAUCAACCGCGCUGAGUACUUGAGGUGGAAGUUCAGAGACCAUGAACAGGUAGUGCUGCCGAUAGAAGCGUCCCUCUCCCCGCACGACCCCCUCGCCAAAUGGGAGGACCACAUGGCCUGCUGGCAGAUGUCCUACCGAGGAGCUCUGGGAGAGUCCCUGCUGCAUGUGCUCAUCAUCUGCGAUACGAAGAUCCACACUAGAUUGGCGAGGACAUUGGUGAAAUGUUUUCCAAAAUUAUCGUCAGAUGUCGUCGAAGGAGAAGAAUAUUUAGGUGCCAGCUCUCUUCACCUGGCCAUCGCGUACAGCAAUAACGAACUGGUUCAGGACCUGGUGGAAGCAGGUGCAGAUGUCGGCCAGAGAGCUAUUGGUAGUUUCUUCCUACCCCGGGACCAGCAGUGCGUGCCCCCGGCCAGACAAACCAACUACGAAGGCCUGGCGUACCUCGGAGAGUACCCUCUCGCGUGGGCCGCGUGUUGCGCUAACGAGGCCGUGUAUAACCUACUGCUGGACUCGGGAGCUGAUCCUGACGCCCAGGAUUCCUUCGGAAACAUGAUCCUGCAUAUGGUUGUGGUUUGCGAUAAAUUGGACAUGUUUGGCUACGCCCUACGGCACCCGAAGGUCCCAGCCAGCAACGGGCGCAUGAACAUGGCAGGCUUCACGCCGCUGACGUUGGCCUGCCAGCUUGGCCGCGCCUCCGUCUUCAGGGAGAUGCUCGAGCUCUCCGCCAGGGAGUUCUGGAGAUACUCCAACAUCACAUGCUCUGCUUACCCUCUCAAUGCCUUGGAUACGCUGUUGCCUGAUGGGAGGACAAAUUGGAACUCCGCUUUAUUCAUCAUUCUGAACGGUACGAAGCAGGAGCAUUUGAACAUGUUGGACGGCGGCAUUAUUCAGAGACUACUCGAGGAGAAGUGGAAAACCUUUGCAAGGAAUAAGUUCCUCAAACGCCUGAUGAUCUUAAUGUUACACUUACUGCUGCUAUCCGUGGCGGUGUACCUUCGCCACAGCAGCGCGGAGGCCGAAGCCAAUCCGGACUGGGGGCUCGAGGUGAGGGACGUGAGGGGCGGCGUCCGGCUCGCCAGCGAGCUGGGGACGAUAGUCAGCACGUUGUGCUAUAUUAUCCUGCAGCAAGGAGACGAAAUCAAAAAUCAGGGUCUCGUCGCGUAUUUGAAACAAUUGAUUCAUGAGCCCGCUAAAUUGAUCUUCCUGUCGUCAAACAUACUACUGUUGGCGUGCAUCCCAGCGCGGCUGUCCAAGCAAAGCAUGGUGGAGGAGGCGAUACUCAUCUUUGUUCUGCCUGGCUCUUGGUUCUUACUGAUGUUCUUUGCUGGUGCAGUGAAACUGACCGGCCCAUUCGUGACAAUGAUCUACAGCAUGAUCACCGGUGACAUGUUCACCUUCGGCAUCAUCUACUGCAUCAUUCUGUUCGGCUUCUCUCAGUCCUUCUACUUCUUGUACAGAGGAUUCCCCAACGUUCAAACCACUUUGUUUUCCAGCUAUCCGAGUACUUGGAUGGCAUUAUUUCAAAUUACACUUGGAGAUUACAGCUACACAGACCUUGGUUUGACCACGUACCCGAACCUAGCAAAGACAGUAUUCACGAUAUUUAUGGUGUUUGUGCCGAUCCUACUACUGAACAUGUUGAUCGCCAUGAUGGGCAAUACGUAUGCGCAUGUCAUUGAGCAAUCAGAGAAGGAAUGGGUCAAGCAGUGGGCGAAGAUUGUAGUGUCUCUCGAGCGGUCAGUAGCUCAGGAAGACGCUCAUCGUUACCUGCAAGAGUACUCCAUAGGGCUGGGGCCCUCUGACGACCCGCGCUACGAGCAACGCGCCGUCAUGGUGAUCAAAUGCAAACCCAAGACCAGGGCUAACCAGAGGAAGGGGGCUUUGACUAAUUGGAAGCGUGUCGGCAGAGUGACGAUAGCCGAACUGCGCAGGAAGGGGAUCAGCGGUGAGGAGUUGAGACGCCUCAUGUGGGGACGGGUCUCCAUAUCUACGCCGACUAAAGUGCCGCCUCCAAGACGAGGUGCAGGGCCACCACCAGACUGUGUGGUGUCAGCAGACGCGGUGCUGACGUCAGAAGUGGGAGACGGUGUCGCUCCGGCGCUGUCAUCUGCCCUCAAUGUCAUGGCCUUCACAGAACUCGAACUUGGGACUGCUGAAGCUCAAAAGCAACCCACUCCAGAUCUGCUGGUCAACGGAAAAUCGGCCCCAAAGGUGCCAGCUUCAGCAAUCCCCACUCAACAACUUCCCGUCUCUCCCCACCAACUCAACGUCCCUGCCCAAAAUGUCCAGCCUCCUACGAUAGCUCCAAGUAAAACCAGUUUAGAAACAAAACCAAUGGAUAGUAUCAGUAUAACUCCUGCGACUCCUGUUGGUCAACUCCCAGUUGUUCCUAAAGUCCAGAGUACUUCAGUUCCACCACCUGGACAAGCUCAAGUGGUGCAGACACCGAUACCUCAAGAGAAGCCAAAAGAAAUGCUUUUUGAAGUUCCAGAGGAGAUAUUUCGGGAUUACUUGUACGAGCUGGUGACUCUGGUGGAAAAGCAGGGUGCCAACGAUCCCCACGUCAGGGAGCUCGCGGUGAAGGCGGCUGAUUUGACCGGCAUACCAGAGAUUGACAUCAAUGUCAGCAUGGCAGCAAAAUCAGCCCGCAAGAUGGCGGCGGGCGCAGUGUCAGGGUUGUUCGGGGUGGUCGCCGACGCGCCUGCGCCUGACUCCGGCUGGCGGCGCGAGCGGCAGGAGCACAGCGACAGCGACCCCAUUUCUGAAUCGGUGUUGCUGGGUCGUGCGUCCCGCGCUCGGCGCGCUCGCUCGGCGUCGCGCCGCGCCGCGCCUCCGCCCCCGCACCUCUACGUACCUGCUAGAUCUAUGUACCUUGUGGCUUCGGAGAGUAGCGCGGUGGAAAGUGAUGCACAAUGGGAGGAGCCGCCUAGCUCUGGAAACAGCUCGGCAAUAGGAAGUCGCAGGGACGAAGCUGCUAGGAUACGAGCAGCAAGACCUCUUUGCAUUCAGAACGCCACUGACCAGCCAAAUGUUGAACACUCGCUUUACAUUGUGGGAACCGGAAGCGGCGUUGAAGUAGAGGGCGCUGCGCCACCGCCGACAAAAGAAAAGAAGAGACCCCGGCCUAAAACAGCCAGGCCCCGGAGAAACAGAGUGUCUCCUGUACCGGAGUUGCCGAGCCCGCUGCAGCCGUGGGCCACGGCUCCGCUGUCUCGUCUAUCAAAAUUGAUGAGGUCUACCAGCGCUUCUUCGGAUUCCUUAGUCUCCCAGACCUCCAAUGAACAAUCUCCUAAGAGAUAUUAGAUCUUUGUAGAGAGAAUGUGUGAAUGUGUUGAUUCUAGUCAGUUUAUGCAUGUUAUAUUGUAGUUUAUUUAUUGAUAGUUUAUUUUAAGCGAAAUCUUUUACCACCAAUUGACAACUUCACUUGAAUUGGUGUCUGAAUCAAACGAUCGAUAGUGAAAUUACGCAGAAACACUCGUUAAAAAUAAACACAGAGUUUGUGAUAUAUUAAAACAGCAUUUUAGACAGCCCGAAAUCUACAAAAUUGCUUACACCACGCUGAUGUCAAACAUUUCAUUACAAUUUUGCAGCUAAUUGUCAAAGUCGUAUUCAAUUCGUAUCUAUAAAUCACAUCAUGUCGUCAGUAUUUCUGAUGAUUGACAUAAUUACCAUUCACUAAUGAUUAGUUACUAGGUAGGUACUUUGUAUUACCUCAAGUUUAAAGUAUUAACCAUAGUACAAAUGAAAGAAAUUCUACUACAAGCUACACUAUGAUGAAAUAAAACAAU